This is a messenger RNA of Drosophila obscura, 978 nucleotides long. Its product is annotated as 40S ribosomal protein S6-like. NCBI's taxonomy places the organism in Eukaryota, Metazoa, Arthropoda, Insecta, Diptera, Drosophilidae. The transcript is spliced from 2 exons. Gene Ontology annotation, cellular component: ribosome. The record is from RefSeq and is a predicted model, not a curated record. Bases 115 to 864 code for a protein of 249 amino acids. Gene Ontology annotation, molecular function: structural constituent of ribosome. Gene Ontology annotation, biological process: translation.
AACUGAGGAAAAGCGAAAAUUAAAAGGAAUUUUUGCACUGGAAAAAGUCAAGCGCCAGCGCCAAUCGUGGAGAGUUGUUUUGUGAAAAAGCAUCAAGAAAAAGCUUAAAUCAAGAUGAAGUUGAACAUUUCGUAUCCGGUGACAGGCACCCAGAAGCUCUUUGUGGUGAACGACGAGCACAAGGUGCGCAUUUUCUACGACAAGCGCAUGGGCGCUUUGAUUCAGGCCGAUCCCCUGGGCAUCGAAUGGAAGGGCUAUGUACUUCGCAUCGCUGGGGGCAACGACAAGCAGGGCUUCCCCAUGAUGCAGGGCGUUUUGAGCCCCCAGCGUGUUCGUCUGCUGCUGAAGGAUGGCCAGCCGUGCUAUCGUGCACGUCGCGAUGGCGAGCGCAAGCGCAAGUCGGUGCGUGGCUGCAUCGUCAACGCUAACAUCUCGGUGCUGGCUCUGGUGAUUGUCACCAAGGGAGAAAACGACAUUCCUGGGCUCACGGACAUUAGCUAUCCACGUGUUCUGGGUCCCAAGCGUGCCAACAAGAUUCGCAAGCUGUUCAAUCUGUCCAAGGAUGAUGAUGUUCGUCGCUAUGUGGUGCGUCGCCAGCUGCCGGCCAAGGGGGAGAAGAAGGCCACCACCAAGGCCCCCAAGAUCCAGCGUCUGAUCACGCCCGUUAGGCUGCAGCGUCGUCGCCACGUCAUGGCCGAGCGCAAGAAGCGCAAGGUCAACGAGCGGGCCAUGGCCGCCGAGUAUGCCCAACUGCUGGCCAUGCGCAAGAAGCAGUCGAAGGCUCAGCGCCAGUCGGAGAAGCGUCGUCGUUCGAUAUCCCUGCGCCGUUCCCACUCUUCCUGCGGUUCGUCGGCUUCAGCUUAGAUCCGGUGGAUUAUGUCCCAUUCGGAAUCUCGCAUUGAUCUCUCAACAAUCUAAUCAGCUCUAUGUCUCAAAGAAGGAGACCCUAAAUUAAUAAAAAGCUGUUUAUGUUUGGUA